GUAGUUGUGGACACAGAGAGUGCUCUUUCAGGCCCUGAGCGAGGGGCAGAUACCGUGCUGACUCCGAGCUGGUACCUCAAGCGGAUGAAGGAUGACAAGGUUCCUGAAGAGUUCCCUGAAGGAUUGCCGGAUGUUCCAGAGGAGCUCCUGGCAGCCUUGCAUGAAGCCCCAUCUGAGACAGAUUCUGAGACUGUGCCGGAGACCUUAGCUGUGGAAGAAAGUGACAGUGUGCCAGGCUCACAUGAAAAAAGAGAACCAACAGAGGACACCAGGACACUUGCUGAGCCUGAGGAAUAUUCAGGGUCAUCCGGUGGGCAAAAAGCCGAGACUGCUGGACACUGUGACCCGAGCAAGUACUACAUCCUAGUAGGGACAGUAGCAGCCUCAGCUUUGCUUCUGCUUGGGGCAGUGUCUGGCUAUCUAGUCAUGCAUCAGCUGCUGAAGAGAGACAGGAGGAGCCAGGAGGACAAAGAGGCAACAGGACAGGACUGGGACUCUUCCUGGGAAAGCUGUGGUCAGCCUAGAGGUGAAGCAGAGUCAGGAGAAGGAGCGGGAAGCAGCGAGAGAGCCCAAGGCAACGGGUUCAGGGACAGCUGCCGCCUGUUUCCUGAGCUCUUUGCAGCAGAGCUCGCCCAGCUGUACAAGAACAUGAGCGCAGACCCGUCACCUCUGCCCACCUGCUCCUUCUGUGCUCUGGCUGACAACGCCUCUUCACGGGACCACUGGAUUUCCCUGGAGUCACCUCAGCCCACAGCAUCCUCUUGGCCCUCCUACCAAUACCUGCAGGACUACUAUCUGUUAGAGGAUGAAGAUUAGUGAUAGUGAUAGAUGGUUAGUGAUAGUGAUAGCCAUAAAUAGUGAUAGUGGUAGUGAUUCUUUUAGUGAUAGUGAUAGGGACACUUGAUAUUAGAGGGUGGUGGUUGUUUUAAUGAUAGUGAUAGUUAAUAUUAGAGGAUAGUGAUGGUUUUAAUGAUAGCGUUAGUUAAUAUUAGGGGAUAGUGAUUGUUUCAAUGAUAGCGUUACUUGAUAUUAGAGGAGGGUGAUUGUAUUAGUGAUAGUGAUAGUCAUAAAUAGUGAUAGUGGUAGUGAUUCUUUUAGUGCUAGUGAUAGGGAUACUUGAUAUUAGAGGGUGGUGGUUGUUUUAAUGAUAGUGAUAGUUAAUAUUAGAGGAUAGUGAUUGUUUUAAUGAUAGCGUUAUUUGAUAUUAGAGGACAAUGAUUGUAUUAGCGAUAGUGAUAGUUAAUAUUGGAGGAUGGUGAUUGUUUUUGUGAUAGUGGUACAUUUAGUGAUAGUGAUACUUGGUAUUAGCAGACAAUGAUUGUUUUCUUGAUCUUGAUAAAUAAAUAUUUUUCCAAAAGCA
Messenger RNA from Passer domesticus (house sparrow), 1360 nucleotides. RefSeq lists its product as uncharacterized. The transcript has 5 exons. Lineage: Eukaryota; Metazoa; Chordata; Aves; Passeriformes; Passeridae. Bases 85 to 816 code for a protein of 243 amino acids. The record is from RefSeq and is a predicted model, not a curated record.